Ambispora leptoticha is the source of this 907-nucleotide messenger RNA. The record is from the annotation of a GenBank genome assembly. Lineage: Eukaryota; Fungi; Glomeromycota; Glomeromycetes; Archaeosporales; Ambisporaceae.
AUGGUCUCCGACUUUUUAAGAACGCGAAAUGGUGCAGCGUUUCUUCCUGUUGUGCUGUUUUAUAUGCAUUUCUGUAAAAAGAGUGUGUAUUUGGUACAGUUGGCAAUGGCACAAGGACCAGCGAGCUUUAAACAUGAUCAACAGAUUUCACCAUCAGAUUGUCCCAUGCUUCCAUGUCACGAGUUAAUUUUUAUCAAGGAAGCAAAGCUUCUUGAAUACUCAAAUAGUCACAGAGCGGAAGAAUGGUCCCUUUCCCAGUUUUUAGUGCUUUACCGUGAAAAAAUUCUUACAGCCCCUCCAUUUCAUGACGACUGGCACGCUCUUGAUGGAACGUGGUCGAGGAGGUUUACAUGGGCAGGUCAAGAACUAAACAAUAAUAUUGAUUUGAAAAAAAAGAUUGAAACGAAGUUAAUAAUAGACAAAGAAGGUCUUCAAACUCUUCACACGUCGGUAAAAUCUCAUGGAGAGAGAGUUCGCACAAACUAUGAUAAUCGAGAGGCAAAUGAAAGGGAUUAUGGUCAUCAGCAUGUUUCCGGUGAAAAUAACUCCGCAACUUCAGAACAAGACAAAGAACCCUUCAAGGAUUGUAACGAUGAGAUCAACGAUUUCUUUGACAAUUCCUCUGGAACUGAAAAACAGUUGACAAAUUCGUUUAAUAAACGGCUUAAGUCUGAUCCAAACAGCGAGGGAGAUGACAGCGCCGAGUCCGAAGAUGAAGAAUCUGAAUCGGAAAGUUCAGGGUCAGAGUAUAUGCCCAGUGACACCGAUGGUCCAAAGCCUGCACCAUUAUUACUCCCAUCAAAGUUGAAAUAUUUCACCGAGUUCUAUACAGGAAUGAUAAGUCCAAGAAAUGGAUAUUGUCUUCAGGAACAUGUGUCGAAGAUGUUCUCCUUCAUGAGGGAAAAAU